AUGUCGAUCUACCAACAGCUGGACAGCAGUCAAGCUACUACAAGUGCUGUUCAACAGGAAACCCAAGAAACCAAGUUGACUCCGAGAAGGGCUCGCACGACACAUACCUCUCAGCAACUUUCAGAACUCGAAGGAGAAUUCAAUAGAGAUAAAUAUCUCACGAGGUCGCUGAGGAUUCAUCUGGCGGAAAGACUGAAAUUGUGCGAACAACAAGUAAAAGUCUGGUUCCAAAAUAGACGAAUCAAAUAUAAGAAAGAAUGUGGUCGAGCUGCGUCGCCUAAAAUUGUGAACAAUGAUAUGGCGGAGAAUUUGGGGACCUUACCGGCACAGCUGAACCCACAUGAUUUUUCACCAGCUAAUAAUACCGUACAAGUGCUUCAAGUUCUUCGACAUUUAAUUCAACCAUCAGUGCAGUACUCACUUCCCAGUGCAAAUGGUCAAAACCCAAUCAGACAAGAAGAUCAACAGUACCAGUUUCCAAUAACUCCAGAGCCGUCCCCAGAGCAAAUUUCGUUCAAUAACUUUAAUGGCACUGGAUACCAGAUUCUACCGUCCAAUGAAAUGUACCCUUAUAGUAACCAUAUGAACACGCAAGUAUAUGAUUUUGCAUCUUAUUCGGACACACAGUUGAUAACAUCUACUAAUGGUAGUGUAAAUGGUGAAUUAAAUGAACAAUAUAACCAAAUUCUGCAAAUGCUACAACAACAAUCGGAUCCAGUGGGGCACAGUCAGUAG
This is a messenger RNA of Zophobas morio, 735 nucleotides long. Its product is annotated as homeobox protein Hox-B3-like. Gene Ontology annotation, biological process: regulation of transcription by RNA polymerase II. Gene Ontology annotation, cellular component: nucleus. Gene Ontology annotation, molecular function: DNA-binding transcription factor activity, RNA polymerase II-specific; RNA polymerase II cis-regulatory region sequence-specific DNA binding. NCBI's taxonomy places the organism in Eukaryota, Metazoa, Arthropoda, Insecta, Coleoptera, Tenebrionidae. Bases 1 to 735 code for a protein of 244 amino acids. The record is from RefSeq and is a predicted model, not a curated record. The transcript has 2 exons.